AUGAGUUUUCCUUCUAUCCUCUUGUCUAAAUGAAUGAUGAACAUUAAAAGAUCUUGCUAAUCCUCCUGUUCUGUUCUUUUUUCCAUGUCCAGGAGGGUCUUGUGUCCUUUGAGGAGGUGGCUGUGUAUUUCUCUGAGGAGGAAUGGUCUCAGCUGGAUCCUGACCAGAAAGUACUGCAUUUGGAAGUCAUGUUUGAAAACCAUAGGAACGUGGUCUCUCUGGGUAAUAAUGGGCUGGAAAAUCAAGAUUCCUGUGAACUGUUCCAAGUGAUCAAUGCUAAAGAUGGAACGGAGAAGUUUGGAAUUCAAAUGGAAUUCGAAAGCCAUGAGAAAAACCAGUCAAAGAAUUGGAAUCAGGAAAUCUCAUCUUCCACUGAUGCUCUGAUGCAAGACUUUCUUGCCCAACAAGAGAAAAUAAGGAAAAAAUAUCCUGGAAAAAGUGUGAAUCUAUUCAAAGGCAAAAUACAACUAAAUGAACACUAUUAUACCCCAAACAAAAGAGAAGAUGCUAUAAGAAGACAAAACGGACAAAAUUACAAUGGGACAUUCAUUCUUUCUCUUGGGAAUAACUUCCCUACAUCUCAAAAAUUGAUUGACCCAAAAGAGAAGCCUUAUAAAUGUUUGGAAUGUGGAAAAUGUUUUAGGAGAAGCAGGCAACUUACUAUCCAUAAAAGGAUCCACACAGGGGAGAAACCAUAUAAAUGCAUAGAGUGUGGAACGGCCUUUGCUUGGAGCAGUAGCCUUAGAAGCCACAAAAUGCUUCACACAGGAGAGAAACCAUUUAAAUGCAUAGAGUGUGGAAAGACCUUUGCUCUGAGUAGUAGACUUGCUGUCCACAAAAAGAUCCAUUCAGGAGAGAAACCAUUUAAAUGCAUGGACUGUGGAAAGAGCUUUACUCGAAGAAAUAAUCUUAUUUCUCAUAAGAUGAUCCACACAGGGGAGAAGCCAUAUCAAUGCAUGGAGUGUGGAAAGACCUUUGCUCAAAAACAUCAUCUUAUUUUCCAUAAGUUCAUCCACACAGGGGAGAAGCCAUAUAAAUGCAUGGAGUGUGGAAAAACCUUUGCUCGUAAAGAUCAUCUUACUUCCCAUAAGUUCAUCCACGCAGGGGAGAAGCCAUAUAAAUGCAUGGAGUGUGGAAAAAUCUUUGCUCAAAAAGGUAAUCUUACUUCCCAUAAGAUGAUCCACACAGGAGAGAAGCCAUAUAAAUGCAUGGAAUGUGGAAAGACGUUUACUGAUUGCAGUGGAUUUAGAAGCCACAAAAACAUCCACUCAGGAGACAAACCAUAUAAAUGCAUAGAGUGUGGAAAAAUGUUUACUGAUCGCAGUGGACUUAGAAAACACAAAAAGAUCCACUCAGGAGAGAAAUCAUACCAAUGCAUGGAGUGUGGAAAGACGUUUACUCAGAGCAGUGGCCUUAGAAGCCACAAAAUGCUCCACACUGGAGAGAAGCCGUAUAAAUGCAUGGAGUGCGGAAAGACUUUUGCUAAUAACAGUGACCUAAGAAUACACAAAAGAAUCCACACAGGAGAGAAACCAUAUAAAUGCAUGGAGUGUGGAAAGACGUUUACUGAUCACAGGGGCCUUAGAUACCACAAAAAGAUCCACACAGGAGAGAAGCCGUAUAAAUGCAUGGAGUGUGGAAAG
Molecule: messenger RNA, 1643 nt
Organism: Pseudonaja textilis
Lineage: Eukaryota; Metazoa; Chordata; Lepidosauria; Squamata; Elapidae
Source: RefSeq, a predicted model, not a curated record